Molecule: messenger RNA, 2523 nt
Organism: Aureobasidium melanogenum CBS 110374
Lineage: Eukaryota; Fungi; Ascomycota; Dothideomycetes; Dothideales; Saccotheciaceae
Exons: 3
Coding region: 1-2523 (840 amino acids)
Source: RefSeq, a predicted model, not a curated record
AUGGCUGCCACCGUUCCAUCUGGAAAACGAGAAUUCAUAAGAAGCCCAAACCCGGUGUUGACUUUGAUCAUAAUUCGAUCAAACUCGUCACGACGCAAGUCAAGUCAUCUUACCAUCUGGCGUCACUCACUAACGAACAAUCCAUGUAGACAUGCUGGUCACUCGAACAAAGCUGUCGUUCCAUCGAAGAUCAGCUACCUGAGCCCCCGAAGCGAGAACGACGCUGCUGAAACGACACGUACCAAAAUCCAAAUCGGGUCCCGCAUCCAACCAGGGGAUGAAAAUUGCCUGUACUACCUGAAACUUCUGCUCGCCAAAGACGCUCUCGCCGAAGAAGCACCAACCAAGAAUGGGAAUGGAAUGGAGGUGGAUAAAGAAUCAACAGGACUCUCUCAACUCUUGCAAGGGCAGGCUGAAUUAUUCUCACGUCUCGAAGCCACAUUACAACAAGCUGGGGUGACUGUCACAAACGCCAUCGGGCAUUUUUUUCACGAGCUUAGAGAGGGCCUUCUUGAGCAGCUGAAACAAACAUAUGGCCUACAACCCUCAGAAGCACAGUUCGAAUUUGUUUUCACUGUCCCGGCCACAUGGCCAGAUACAGCUGUCGAUCGGACGCUUGAAGCCGCUAAACAAGCACGCUUGGAGCCAGUACUACGAACAAUCUCUGAACCAGAAGCUGCCGUCCACUGCAUCGCCGACGAAAAAUGUUCCAAAGGUCUGCUUACAUCCCAACAGGUCUGCAUAACUAUUGAUGCCGGUGGAGGCACCAUCGAUGUGAUCUCCUACACCGUCAAAAUGAUCGGAGACGAACUCGAGAUGCGGGAAGCAGCUAUGGGCCAAAGUCAGUAUGGUGGCGGUGCUUCCGUCGAUGCGAGUUUGCUUGAUCUUGUCAAGCAGAAGCUGGAAAAUCACACAGAAAUUUUAUCGGACGUGCAUAAUGAACACAACAUCAACCAGCGUCUACAAGAGAUCAAGGAGAACUUUGACGUCAAGACUACUGACGACCAAAAAGUUCAUGUUGGCCUCAACAAGGAAGUUUUUCUCAAACCACAUGAAAUCCGUGCGGUGUUUGACAACCAAGUGGCCAUUAUCAAGUCUUUAGUGAGCGAGCAGCGCAAACUCCUCUCAAAGCUUGGCGAAACUCCCUAUAUGUUGUUCUUGUCUGGUGGACUUGGCUCGAAUCGAUACAUCCAAGCGGCGCUAAUCGCAGAAUACGGAAAAAUGACAAAGCACGUCUUGAACAGUGAGACACCUCAGCACGCCGUCGCCCAAGGAGCUGUUUUAGCUGGCGUUAAAUUGCUCACCAUGAAGUCGCGAAAAUCCAGACACCGUGUUGGAAUGUGUACUCGAGCGUCGCUAUUGAAAGGCAACCGUGGCAGGCAGACGAUAGAUCUCGACGAUCCAGUGCUUGGCCCGAUGAGGCACAGUAUCCGGUGGUUCCUCGAGAUACGUGACGAUCUCCCAACAGAGGGCGUCAGCCACCAUUUUGAUAUAAGCUUCUGGCGAGACAAUCCACUUUCUACGAGCCAGGAGAUCUUUUUUGUGACCAACAAGGACAAAAUACCUCCCAAGAAUAAAGAGGAGGCACAAGCUCGAGGGAGCAAGAUCUAUCGAGCUACAAUGGAUCUCACUAAAUAUGACGAACAUUGUAUAUACCAUGACUCAAACAAGACGAAGGGUGUGCUUGAGAUCCAGGCUCGCGUGCGUCACGACGGUGCACGUUUUCAUUUCGAAUUCCUGAUCAACAACGAGAUCAUCACUGUCAUCACCCAAAAGUAUCCCACGCUGGAUGAGAGAAUCCUGGAUAUCGAUGCAGUGCCUGCUUCCACGCCGACUGAGGCAAUCGCACGCUUGUUAGAUGCCGAUCGGGAAGAAGUGGUAUCCUCGCCCACAACGUCAGAUGUUGUCUCCGAGAGCGCUGAAGCGACAGCAAAGACUCAAUCAGCUGCCAGUGUUGCCGUUCAGCAACUACAACACAUGAAGCGCAAACGACAUGAAGGAGGCUCAGGGGACGCUAGUCACAUGACCAAACGUUCAAGGCUUGCGUCGAAAGAAUCGGGACAGGAACCAGAACAGAGGACGGACACUGGUGGCGGAGACAGUGACGAUGCUAGCACAGAGGUCGAACCGACUGCAGAUUCUCAGUCUUCAGCCGAGAAAACUUCUUCAGAAUCAUUCGCAGUCCGUCCUACCCGGCAGGCAAAUGUUGAAGGUAGAGCGGUCACAACACCGAUUAUUAGGUCCGGAGCUGGGAAUGAAGAAGCCUCACCACACAUUCGGAAUGCUAAUGCGCCUGGAACCCCGAUGUCGACAAUCCAGGACAACAGUACUAUCUCCUCUGCUCCUAGAUCAGCGUGGCCUCACUACCCGGCGCCUUCUGGAUGGCACCGCUACCUCCGAGAUCAAGAAUUCUCGUUCGCAGAUGAUCUCUUAUGGACAGCAGCUCAGGGUGCAGACCCAGAACUAGAAAUGAGCUCAGGGCCAGAAGAAUCGUACUUCAGCAGAUCAGCAUAUCGCCGAUAA